This is a messenger RNA of Ixodes scapularis (black-legged tick), 1863 nucleotides long. RefSeq names its product acetylcholinesterase-1-like. The coding region runs from base 1 to 1863 and encodes 620 amino acids. Gene Ontology annotation, cellular component: plasma membrane. Gene Ontology annotation, molecular function: acetylcholinesterase activity. The transcript has 2 exons. The record is from RefSeq and is a predicted model, not a curated record. NCBI's taxonomy places the organism in Eukaryota, Metazoa, Arthropoda, Arachnida, Ixodida, Ixodidae. Gene Ontology annotation, biological process: choline metabolic process; acetylcholine catabolic process.
AUGCAGACUAAGCUCCUGAUAUUGCUCAUCUCCGGGUAUGCCCUUCGAGAAGCACAUGCAAGAUGCUACAUUUUUCAGCCCGGAGAUCCGGUCCAGGAUACGGACGAGAAGAUAUACCUCCGACAGCCACUCAACGUCACCGGUGCUCUUGACAUUUAUGUGCCAACUACUGCGCAAUCUGUGUCGACCGCGAAGGAUCAGCUUUCGCUCGUACUUCCUCCAGAUGACAGCCAGGCAGUUUUGACAACCACGUCGCAACCUAUUUCUACAGAAGAAAGUCCUAUUGUCGAAACCAGCUAUGGACCUGUGCAGGGUAUGAGAGUUUACGCCGAAAAUCGGAGCCUUCAUGCUUUCCUCGGAAUCCCGUUCGCAGAGCCUCCUGUCGGCGAACUUAGAUUCCGGAAGCCAAUUCCUGUUAAACCGUGGAGGAGUGUCUAUCAUGCAACAAAGAAACCGUUUCCUUGCCUGCAGACUGACUUCUACAUUAACAACAAUGUUACGGUCGCAACAGCCAAUUCCACGGAGGACUGCCUCUACCUUAACGUGUGGACACCAGCAAGAGAAUGCGUACUUGGAAAGUCGUCUUGCGUGCUUAAAACCACCAUUGUUUAUAUCCACGGGGGCACAUUCAGCUUUGGGAGUAGUGGCUGGGACUGGUACGACGGAAAAGAGUUCACAUCCCGAGGAGAUGUGGUCAUGGUCAGCAUGAACUACAGAGUUGGACCUCUAGGCUUUCUAAACAGCGGAACAUCACAUUCUUCCGGCAAUGCUGGACUGCACGACCAGUUGCUAGCCAUGAAGUGGGUAAAAGAAAACAUCCGCAACUUUGGCGGCAAUCCGGACGACAUCACUCUGCUCGGUCAAAGUGCUGGAGCGAUUUCGAUUGGGCUGCACCUGAUUUCUCCAAUGAGCAAAGGCCUCUUCAAGCGGGUCAUUAUGGAAAGCGGCAGCCCGUACUUUCGCAUUGCCGAUAACACCAAAGAAGGGCCACAUAAGGUAGAAAAGCUUGCCCGUGCUUUGUCGUGUGCUGCGAAUGACAUGACUAUUGAAUCCCACAUGCCCGAAAUGGUUAACUGUCUGCGGAAGGUUGAUGGCAAGGAACUGCUCAUUAUGGCUAACACGCUGUUCGGCGUGCACGCGCUGACAUUCUUUCCGAUUUACGGCGACGACAUUAUACCUGACGACCCGUACAAGAUGAUGGAACAGAAAAAGUUUCACAAAGCGGACUUACUGAUUGGCACAAACCAAGACGAAGGUAGCUACUUUGUGUUCUUUUUGUUCGGAAGAGUACUGACGUUGGACAUGCCUCACAAGAUCACAAAGUACGAAGUUGACCUGUACGUGACGUACUGUCUUCAGAUGCUUCUACGGAGAAAUGUAUCCCCCAUUCGGAACUACUAUCUCGGGCAUCUCAGCGAGAAGGAAAACCUAAAGGCGCUCCAGAAGGCCGCUGAGGCCGUCGGCGAUUAUGCGAUCGUCUGUCCCACGAAAUACUUUGCGGAGACGUUCUCCUCAAUGAGCAACAAGGUGCACUAUUAUCAGUUCACACAUCGACCAACGUUCAGCACGUGGCCUGGUUGGGUAGGACCGACCCAUGGGGAUGAAGUGGCGUUCGUGUUCGGCCAACCGUUCAGCAGUCCUACGAUCGCCACUGAUCAGGAAAGGGAUCUUUCGAAACUGAUGAUGGAAACGUGGACAACUUUCGCAAAAACUGGGAAAGUACCUGAUGUUGCUGGGAAACCGUGGCCCGAGUACAGCGCCAAGAAUCAGGUGUUCAUGGAACUCAAUCCGAAACGGUACACUUAUGGACGUGGACCAAACGAAAAGAACUGCAACUUCUGGAAAACCUACCUGAAGCCGUGA